Messenger RNA from Strongyloides ratti, 1038 nucleotides. Its product is annotated as Arylesterase family and Six-bladed beta-propeller, TolB-like domain-containing protein. The record is from RefSeq and is a predicted model, not a curated record. Gene Ontology annotation, molecular function: arylesterase activity. Lineage: Eukaryota; Metazoa; Nematoda; Chromadorea; Rhabditida; Strongyloididae. The coding region runs from base 1 to 1038 and encodes 345 amino acids. The transcript is spliced from 2 exons.
AUGCUUAAAGGAUGCAUUUUAAUAAUUGCAAUUUUUUUUUUGCCCAUAAUAUCUAUAAUAGUUUAUCAGAUUAUAUUUAAUUUAGAUAUCGAUAAACGUGUUUAUAAUCAUAUAUCUGGAGAAUGUUCUUAUUCAAGAAUUUUUAAUAGUGGUAUAAAUAAUAUUAUUCAAGUAGGUGAUUAUGUUUAUUUUUAUACAAAUGGAGAAAAUAACUUUAGUACUAUAAACGCAUACAAUGAUUAUAAUAAUCAAUAUUUUACUUUUUCUAUAAUUUAUGCUGACAAAAAAAAAGAAAAUCAAAAUUAUUUUGGGCAUCUGUCUGUUUAUAAAGAAAAUCUUUAUGUUAUUAAUCAUUUAAAUGAAUUCACAGAUACUGUUGAAUUAUUUAGCAUUCGUUUUCAAGAUAAAAUUUUAAAACAUCUCAAAACAUUCAAACAUUUUAAAUUUUAUAAUUUACAAGGUAUAUCUGCUGUUGGUAAAGAUAGUUUUUAUCUAACUCAACAAUAUUAUUUUAAAAAUAUUUAUCUUAAAUUUUUGGAAUUACUUUUUCGUCUCCCAACUGGUUCAGUAUUAUAUUAUAAUGGUUUAGAAGUUCUACCAGUUGCUAAUGGAGUCGUAUCACCUAAAGGAUUACUAGUAAAUGAAAAAAAAACAAUAAUGUUUGUACCUUCAUAUGGAAAUAAAAAAAUAUUAAAAUAUCGUGUAUAUAAGACAAAUGAUAAUGUUAUUUUUUUAAAUGAUAUACCACUUGGAGUUUCACCUGUUAAUAUAAUGAAAUUUAACAAUAAUGAAUAUAUUAUACCUACACAUCCACUUAGAAUUUAUUAUUUAAUAACACAUUUUUUUGUGCCUAGUUAUUUAACACCAAGUCAAGUAUUAAAAAUAAAAUGGAAUAAAAGCAAAAAAAAAUUUUCUAUUGAACAAUUAUAUUCAAAUGAUGGAGCAUCAAUGUCUCAUAUUGAAAAUGCUGUACUAUUUAAAGAUACACUAUUAGUUAGCAAUACAAAAUCUUCAAUUCAAUGUUCAAAACACAUGUAA